Leishmania mexicana MHOM/GT/2001/U1103 is the source of this 5595-nucleotide messenger RNA. RefSeq lists its product as hypothetical. The record is from RefSeq and is a predicted model, not a curated record. NCBI's taxonomy places the organism in Eukaryota, Euglenozoa, Kinetoplastea, Trypanosomatida, Trypanosomatidae. The transcript has a single exon. Gene Ontology annotation, cellular component: membrane. Bases 1 to 5595 code for a protein of 1864 amino acids. Gene Ontology annotation, molecular function: mechanosensitive monoatomic ion channel activity; monoatomic cation channel activity. Gene Ontology annotation, biological process: regulation of membrane potential; detection of mechanical stimulus; cellular response to mechanical stimulus.
AUGUCUGAGCUGCCGCAUGCCGUGGUGAACGGUGCGUACCUCUUCCUUGUGCUGCAACUUCUUUUUCUGCUGGCAGUCGUGUGGCAGAGCGUCGUCGCAGCGAGUCUUCUGUUUUCGUUUGUGUCCCUCUCCUGUCUGGAGUCAGUGACCUGGGGCGUGCUGGACUCGGGGAAGCAGCAGCACCAGUCUCUGAGUGCUGAGGUCGUGGUCGCUAGGUCCUCAACCGCAGAUGUAGGCCGAAAAGAGAAGGACGGAGACACAGAGGCGUUUGUGUCCGCGCUGUACGCCACACACGAGUCGCCUGCGCCCGACAGCUGCCGUGCAUCUCAUUACCGCUGCACGCCACCACCACCAAGCGAAGAACGCAGUUCUGUCGCGAUCGCGAGCUGCAUGGAGCGCGACGGUGACCUUGCGUCACCUGUCAUGGGCCCUCCGAGUACGAAUCGUGAACGCGAGCCUUGCAGAGAUGCGGGCAACAUCUCUGCAGAGCCGUACUCUCCUAUUCAAAACGGCGCCGACGACACACUCAUCUAUUUCUCCUCCGCAUUGGACAAGCCGAAGACGGAGAAGCAAAUCGUCGAGAACGUGCACACUCAAGGUGACCAAGGCGACGCACAAGCGGAGAUGCAGCACGGGCGACGUGGCGCACCGGUAUCCCGGUCUCAGAUGCGCGUGCAGUCCUUCUACCUAGCGCCGCGCAGCGACUGGGUGUUCGCAACAGCAGUCAUCAGUCUCGCCACGGUGUGCGCGUCGGUCGUCCUUUUCGAGCUUCUCCACUCGUCUGUGCAAGUCGAUCCGUCCCCCGCCGGCUCUGUCUUGCCUGGAUGGGCCACCACACCAGCGGCCAAGUCGCUCCUUACCGUUUGUGUGGGCAUUCAAGUGGACAGUUCGAAUGUAAGGCGGCGUUUUUAUGAGGCGACUGCUUGCCUCUCCGUCGUGACUUUGACGAGCUGGUGCUUGCUUCUCUGCCGGGCACUGGGCCGGUGCGUACAAGGGACUCACAAAGCCGCGUCUUUUGUUGCCGCUGGUUCGCGUGUGACGACCACCUCCAGGUUGUCGCGCGUACGAGUCUGGUGGAGCACGGCAUUGCGACUCUUCGCUGGCGUUGUCACGUCUGCGCCCUACUCCUUGGGGUGGGUGGGUGCAGCGGGUGUCGGACAAGGGACCGCGUUGGGGCUGCUUUCUGUGGCUGUGGUGAUGGUGGUGCUGCUUCUCUCCUCGAAUGUUGGGCAGGUUCAAAGACAGCGCGUGGGUCACCCCCGUCGACGGUUGUGGGUCCCCUACACCUGCAUGCUCCUGUGUCUUUGGGAAGUGCAAAUGGUCGUUCUGCUGCCACCAGUGCAACACUCACUCAAAGCGAGAAGUGUGUGGGCCAGGCACGGCCGCUGGCUCGUUGCUGUCGGCGCAGUGCCAGCAGCGUCCCACAACUCGGUGCUCCGCUGGCGUAUCGUCCAGGCCAUUGGACUGUGGUGGGCCGGGACGGAGUUUGUCUGCUACCACGCCGCCACCCCCGCGACUUCCCAGGUGACGCGCCUCAAAGGCGGACAGAAGCAGCGAGCGCUUCUUUUGCAAGGACUUGCGCAGCGGGAUGAAAAUCAGUGGUCACGUGCCGUCAACCAGCAGCGCGCGGCACACGGCAAACUGCAGCAGCUUCGGCUUGAGCGAGACGCCUAUCUUUAUCGACCUUAUCGAGCAGGUAGCAACGAUUCGUGGCGACACGCGCAACGCGACGAGUCGCGCAGGAGCGGGCAUGCGCCGUUUGGCAGCAACGCUAGUCACUGUUGCUGGCUCUGCAGAGAAUACCCACAGCACCUACCGACCUCCAUCGGUGGCGGCCGUCGCGACAGGCACGGGUGCAACCCGACCCUCUUCCACAAUGGACCUUCCCCUUCCAGCGCUGCAGGGGUGCACGGGCACGACACUUGUUGGACUGCGGAUGCAGUGGAAAGCAGUUUGCUCUACUCGAACACCUCCGUGUACGACUGCCUCGCGGGGAUGCGUGCGCCGUGGCAGUACUCCGAGAACGCCUCAGCGCAGCCGAGCCUGCCGAGCGCGGAAGGCGACUCCGCAGCUGUGCUGAUCACCGAGACCCCAGCCGUGGUGCUGAGCGAAAGCGCGGCCGAACCGCUGAAGCGCCACGACCCCGAGGUGGAGCCUUCGCUGUACAUGUGGCAGGGGUGGGCCCGGGCGUCAACACGAAGUCUGAAUAGAGACGGAGUGGACGGAGACGAGGAUGACACUGACGUCCGCCAUAGCAGCUGUGGGGCAUACAGCAACGGAGAGCACCGCCCGUAUCGGUGGGGCCCGCCUCCGUCAAACUCGAGUGCGCACUCCCCUUACACCUUUUCUGUUGCCACGUCAGGCCCCCGCGCGGGCCACGCGAGGUUGCAUGGGGCCGCUUACGCGAAUGCCACGCCGCGUCAGAACGGCAGUGGCGGCGGUUUCUCCAGUGCACGGUGGCCGUCGAUGGUCCAUGGCACAUCAGUCGACAUAUCUGCGGUCGACUAUGCAUCAUCGUUCGCGGAAGAGGCUGCGCACCAACAUCCGUCCUUGUGGCUGGAAGAUUCGACACAUCCGAAGGAGUUGCGAGCUGAACACGCGCCGGUGUCGUUGUCGAUGGUCGGCGCCGAGGAAACGCGAAGGGCCGCAGACGCCCGACCACCUGUGUCGUCACUGCUGGUGCGUCUACGCGGCAGAGCCCAACUGGUCGCACAUAAAGUGGUGGAGCUGCUCCGUGACUACCUGCAGCGCCAUACAGUCCCUCUUCCAGCAGAAGUGGAGAGUUCAGGAGCCGAGUGUCCAGCCGCUCCACGCACCGACGCAGCGCAUCCUCAGCGGCAACGAUGCCGUCAGACCAUGGAGGAAGUGGCCGAGAACACGCGACCAGCCUUUGCAUCAGCAGCACCACUCACGGCUGCGGAAGGAAUCAUGCCGCCGCUGGGCAUUCAUGUUGGCGCACCCUCUUCCACCGCUUCGCGCCGUGAGGUUGUGCGCUUGCCCUCUCUAUGGCGGCUGCUGGAGCUGUACGCAUUGCAGCACUGGUCGUGUCUGUGCGCGCUUCUCAUGCUGAUCCGAUUCGCGGUGUGCGGCACCGUCAUCAAUCUUGCGCCGUCGUUUGCGAGCAUCGUGUACGCGCUUCUGCAGCGACCCUGGCCACCAUUGUGGUACUGGCGCUUGCAGAUGCUCUUCUCCGUCUCCGCCUUCCUCGCCAAGUGCGCUGCGCGUGUCUAUCUCCUCACCAUAGGGCCAUCUGUGAGCCUGACCACCUGUCGUUGGCUUAACCUGCUCCUGCUACGCGUCGACGUGACCGCGCCAUCCGCUCUGUUGGCGUCGUCGCCGUCCACGUUGCCGUCCGCCAUGCUCGGCAGCGAAUUCCACCGCGAUAUGUGGGUGGAUCUUAUGUUGAGUGGAUGCGUCGUGGCGGCUGUUGCUAUCCAGUGGGCGGUCGUCUACUCGGACCACUGCGUAUUCUGGAAUUACAAAGGCAAGCCUGGCGCGACGGCCAGCGUUUCGGUGGCCGCCUUCGCUUCAUUAGAGCCCUCCGGGCCGCCCACUCGCGAAGCACACCAGGACAAGCCGCACCGGGCCGUCGCGGAGCUGUGGGGAAGCUGCAAACGUCAUGUGCACUGCUGGAGCGCGCACCGCUGCGGCGCUGGCGCCGAUUACUACGCCGCGCAACUCUUCUUUGACGGCCUCUCGCUCGCGCUUUUCGGCUGGGCCUACUACGCCAUUGUGCCAGAGGACACCGCCACCUCUGAAGGUAACCUUCUCCACGCAGUGCAGCAGAACAACCUGCCAGGCAUCUUCGUGGCCACCGCGCUGGGGCUCGUCGUUGUCCUCUUCCUGGAGCGCAUCCUCUACGUGCUGCACGCCCUUUUCGCCAAGUACGUGCUACACUUCUUCUUGGCCGCUGUCUACCACGUGCUCUAUGUGCUCUGGCGCACCGCGCAGGAGAGCAAGGGAGGCAGCGGUCCCACCCCCUCAGCCGCCACCACGGCGUCGGUAUUUCUGCUGCUCUCUGCGAAGCUCGCCUCUCUUUGGUGUGGCGCGCUGCAGCUGCGUCACGGCUACGCACUGUAUCACCUGCAUGAUCCCUUCACGAUCAAGACGGACCUGUUUCAUUGGUUGGGCCACGUGACGUUUCGCGCUGUGCCGUUCCUCGUGGAGCUGCGUGUCAUGCUGGACUGGUCGUUCAGCGCCACAACGCUGAAAGUGCAGCAUUGGAUGCUCCUAGAGGACAUCCACCACACUGUGUAUCGGCGCUACGUCGACAUGCACGACCUGUACCACACAAGCCGUCACCAUGGGCGGCACUUUCCAUACCUGGUCCGCCUCUACCAAGGCGUUCUCGGGUUCACCGUCAUUCUGCUUGUGCUCUUCUUUCCUCUGUUUUGGUACUCGACGUUUAGCCCGCAAGUGCGCGCGAGCCACGUCACGGCCUGGGCGACAGAGGUGGCCUUUGCUGGGAUGUCUUCCGUGCCGCUGUUUAGCGCCGACGCCACGUUACGUCCGUUCAGCUUUCACGCACCAGAAACGCUUUCGUUGGGCGGCGCCACCGUGGAAACCGCGAGCCUCCAACGUUUUGCUGCCGUCACGGACACUUGGCAGACGGCGCAUGUCGCGUCGUGCAGCGCCCGGAUGUGGUCCUACACACCAGCAGCUCUGCAGGAAUUUGUCGAUCGGCUUGGUAAACGAACUGAGGUAGUUACUCUUCUUGCGCGUCACCGCGUCACUCGCAGCCGUGCCAGUGAGGCUACGAUGACCACGGUUGGCCUCGAAGAGUCGUACGAGCUGCCGUCCACCUCACAGGCUCUUCUCGCCGAGGCGCUCAAGGUGUGGCGCGCAACGGAUGACGCUGACUCAGCUGGCACGGCAGAAUACUCAGCAAGCGUGUGGGAGCCUGUUGUAGUCCCACUGCCGCUCCUGUACUCGCCGUAUGUGCUGAGCUAUGGAACGGGUGUCUCAUUCCUGUCCGACGUAACCAUGCAAAGGGCGAACUGCUCAUUGACACUACACCGCAUGGGGCGAUACCGCGGGUUCAGCUGUGUCAAGUGUGCCGAGGGUGACCAAAGCAGCACGGCAACAGCCACCUUCGCGGCUGCUACGACCGCCAAUUCCGCAGGCUCAUCGCAGAUCGCGUCACGAGCGGAGAUUAACGAAAUGUCAAGCCCAGUGACGUUUGUGGUUGCGUCCAACAACGUGGCGAUCGUGCAAAGCAGUUUCUCGCUGAUCCCCAACGUUGGCAUCAUCGCCCUCUACACGAGCUUUGUUUUGGUGAUGAGCAGCUACAUCCGCAACUACUUUUCUGGCGACGCGCACCGAGUCGUACUCCUGCAGCUGGCCAAUCCCGACCCAGUAACGGAGCUGCUGCGCUACCUGUACCUCGCCCGCUCCUCCGCGAACGACGGACAAGUAGGUGACUUGGUCAUGGAGCAGCUUCUCUUCCUGGAGCUUCUCGACCUCCUCCGCUCACCAGAGCGCCUACUGCGACUGGGUGGCCGUCGCGUCGACGACUACGCAGAUGCAACCUACCGACAAGCGCUCUACGACGCGACGAGGCGGCCUUUUGCGCUUCCAGAUAAGCGAAGGAGUUAG